AGACUACACCUAUUACCUCCCCUGAACGUAAAGCGGGGGUAGAUACAUCACAUAAAGGGGUUCGCCCAAGACUAUGGAUAAGUUUCUCCUCUAAUUUCAUUGAAUAUAACACAUUUUGGAAACAAUGCGACCUGAAACUGGAAUAGUUAUUGCUGCCUUGUUCUGCAUGGGCUGCUGCGUGACACUCACAGCGCACAAGAAAGUGUGUCAGGGGAUCAGCAACAGGCUGACGCUGCUGGCGACUGUAGACGACCACUACAACAACCUGGUGAAGAUGUACAGCAACUGUACCGUGGUUCUGGAGAACCUAGAGCUCACCUACAUCCAGGACUACCACGACCUCUCCUUCCUCAAGUCCAUUCAGGAGGUUGGAGGAUACGUUCUGAUUGCCCUCAAUAAGGCAGCCAGCAUCCCUCUGGAGAACCUGCGUCUUAUCCGAGGACACUCCCUCUUCCUUGACAAGUAUGCCCUGACUGUAACGUCCAACUACGAGAAGAAUCACUCCUCUGUGACCCUCAACUACACCCGGGGCCUGAGGGAGCUGAAGCUGAGUGGACUGACAGAGAUUCUCAAGGGAGGUGUGAAAAUUGCCCACAAUCCUUUGCUGUGUAAUGUGGAAACCAUCCAGUGGUGGGACAUGGUAAAUAAGGCCAUAAACCAUAGUAUGCACUUCAAACUGGAGAGCUAUGGCCGUUACUGUGACAAGUGUGACCCGGGAUGCUACAAUGGAUCGUGCUGGACCUCAGGACUAGAGAACUGUCAAACCUUUACCAAGCUGACGUGUGCAGAGCAGUGCUCUGGAAGGUGUAGGGGUCCUAAACCCAGUGACUGCUGUAAUGAACACUGUGCUGCAGGCUGCACCGGCCCUAGGCCAACAGAGUGUCUGGCUUGUAGAGACUUCCAGGAUGAUGGCACAUGUAAGGAUGCCUGCCCCCCUACCAUGCUCUACAAUCCCAACACCCACCAGUUGGCUUCCAACCCUAACGCCAAGUACACGUUCGGGGCCACUUGUGUGAAGGACUGCCCACAUAACUAUGUGGUGACGGACCACGGGGCGUGUGUCAGAACGUGCAGCGGCAACACACACGAGGUGGAGGAGAAUGGUGUCAGGAGGUGCAAGAAGUGUGACGGAAUCUGUCCGAAAGUUUGCGAUGGACUUGGAAUGGGGCUGCUUACUAAAGUGUUGUCAAUCAACGCGUCUAACAUUGAUUCUUUCAAAAACUGCACCAAAAUCAAUGGAGCUGUUUCAAUUAUGCAGACAUCUUUGGAUGGUGAUAGGUACACAUCAACACCAAAAAUGGACCCUGCCAAACUGGAAUAUUUCAAGACUGUGAAGGAAAUUUCAGGGUUUUUGCUGAUACAAGCUUGGCCCGAGCACCUCGACUCUCUCAGUCCAUUUGAAAACCUAGAGAUUAUCAGAGGAAGGACCAAACAGUUUGGUCAGGUGAGUUUCGCUGCCCUCAACUUGGCCCAUCUGAAGUAUUUAGGCCUCCGCUCCCUGCGAGAGAUCAGCGAUGGCAAUGUUGUGGUGAAGAACAACCCCCAGCUCUGCUACACCAACGGAGACCACUGGAAGAGCCUGUUCAGAUUGGGCAAACAGUCCUCAACGGUGGGCAACAACGUCAACAUCAGCACCUGUGCCAAGCUAAACAGUACCUGUGAUGAGAUGUGCACUGACGAGGGCUGCUGGGGGCCCGGCCCCACGAUGUGUUUUACAUGCCUGUAUUACACCCGUAGGGGGCGCUGUGUAGGGGCCUGUCACCUACUGGAGGGGGUGCCACGAGAGUAUGUACUGAAUAACAAGUGUCUAGAAUGUGACCCAGAAUGUAUGGUGAAUGGACCACAAAGCUGCUUUGGACCAGGCCCUGACAAAUGUUUGGCGUGCGCCCACGUCAAAGAUGGCCCCCACUGUGUAUAUCAGUGCCCACACGGCGUUCUCGGGGACGGGGAUAGGCACAUCUGGAAAUACACCGACAAGAAGCGAGAAUGUCAGCUCUGCCAUGAGAACUGCACCCAGGGAUGCUCUGGACCUGGACUGAGUGGCUGUAGCACCAGAGGUGGUCACGUUGCGUCGGUGGUGGUGGCCAGAGUGGUGGGAGGCCUCCUGGUGUUUGUGGUCCUCGCCCUGGGUGUUUUCGUGCUGCUCCGCAGACGCCACGUCGUCAGGAAGAGGACACUGCGCCGUCUGCUGCAGGAGAGAGAGUUGGUUGAACCCCUGACCCCAAGUGGAGAGGCACCCAACCAGGCCCUGCUCCGCAUUCUGAAGGAGACUGAGUUUAAGAAGAUCAAAGUGUUGGGAUCAGGGGCCUUUGGAACUGUCUUUAAGGGCAUGUGGAUUCCUGAGGGAGAAAACGUGAAGAUCCCUGUUGCCAUUAAGGUGUUGAGAGAGGCCACUUCUCCAAAAGCCAACAAGGAGAUUCUAGACGAGGCCUAUGUGAUGGCUAGCGUGGAGCACCCCCAUGUGUGUCGUCUACUGGGCAUCUGCCUGACGUCCACGGUGCAGCUCAUCACCCAGAUCAUGCCCUACGGCUGUCUGCUGGACUAUGUCAAGGAGAACAAGGACAACAUCGGCUCCCAGUGCCUGCUUAACUGGUGUGUGCAAAUCGCCAAGGGUAUGAACUACCUGGAGGAGCAUCACCUGGUGCACCGUGACCUGGCGGCCAGGAACGUUCUGGUGAAGACGCCUCACCACCUCAAGAUCACCGAUUUUGGACUGGCCAAGCUGCUCACCGCAGACGAGAAGGAGUACCACGCAGAUGGGGGCAAGGUGCCCAUAAAGUGGAUGGCACUGGAGUCCAUCCUUCACUGGACCUAUACACAUCAGAGUGAUGUGUGGAGCUACGGUGUGACAGUGUGGGAGCUGAUGACGUUUGGGUCCAAGCCCUACGAUGGCAUCCCGGCCAUUGAGAUAGCUGGAGUCCUGGAGAAAGGAGAGCGCCUGCCACAGCCCCCCAUCUGUACCAUAGACGUCUACAUGAUCAUGGUCAAAUGCUGGAUGAUCGAUGCAGAGAGCAGACCACGGUUCAGGGAGCUCAUCUCAGAGUUCUCCAAAAUGGCCCGGGAUCCAUCUCGCUAUCUGGUCAUUCAGGGGGAUGAUCGCAUGUACCUGCCCAGUCCCACGGAACCUAUGUUCUACCGUAGCCUGAUCAGUACAUCAGAGAACAUGGAGGAUGCUGAGGAGUAUCUUCACCCCUAUAAGGACCUCUCCACCAGACAGACCACCCAGCACCACAACUCUAGAAAUGGCCAUCCAAUGAGAGAAAACAGUGUGAUCCUUCGCUACAUCACAGAUCCCACCCACGGUGGUUCUCUAGAGAAGGACAUCACAGACCCCACCCACGGUGGUUCUCUAGAGAAAGAUUUCCCAGCUCUUCCAGAAUACAUGAACCAGGGCGGGAACACCAGGCUCUCUGACGUCUUCAACCCCAGCUAUGAGGACCCCACUGAGCCAGCCUGGGCUAGUAGGCCCUCCUCUGGGUACGACCCGGACGUCAAGUUCUUCAACUUCCUGCCGUGCAUGCUGGAGAUCCCUGAGUACCACAACAUGGCCCGCAGUACCCUCCCUCGCUCCAUCUGCGAGCGCAUGGACAACCCAGACUACCAGGAGGACUUCCUGACUCAGGCCACACCCACCAGUAGUCACUUCCUGCCUGCAGCAGAGAACCUGGAGUACCUUGGGUUGAGCGCUGCUGUACACGCCCCUGUACGCUAGGGGUGUCCUCCCACAGAACACAGGUACAGUGAGGGACUAUGGGACCUAAAGGAACUUGGAUGGAGACAGAUGUGGGACAUCAGGGAAGGGUUUGGAGAGAUUACAGUAGUGUGGUUGUCCCUUUAUUUAUGGAGUGAAUAGGCUUUUUGCGUCGUCCUUGGACGUAAGUCAGCCGAAACCAAGAUGGCGUCUGUCAUGAACUGAUGCUCCUGGGAAAUGUGUACUCUAUUUCAAAUCCAUGAAGCAACCAUCCACAGGUGAGUUUGGGUGACUUUCCAAUCAGAAGAAUGAGCCAAAGCCGUGACAAUACAAUUAUGUCAUGCAAGUAACUUAUUUGUACACUGUUGUUUGUUCAGUUCGGGUCGAGCGUGUGAAACGGUUGUUUUUUUAUUUGUCUUGCCAAGAAAUGUGAAUGUGGAGUGAACUGAGAUACUGGUGGACACUGACGGACCUUAUGCUUACAUUGUAUUGUGGACACAGUUUAUUAGAGCUUUUCACUGUUGUACACACUUAAAUACCAAGACUCAAACGAUUUUGGGUACCGAGAGCUACUGGUAACUAAGAGGGUCAAUUCAAAGUAUUUUCAAAAAACGACACACAAAUGUACAGAUUGUGUUAGGCGUGCAUUGAUCUACACAAUGACGGUAAAUAAUGGCGACGUAUUCGGGUCUCACUCUUUAUCUUAGAAAGAAAACUGGUCUGUAAGUCUUAACUCUUGCUAGUAUUAAUAAUUGCAAUAAGGAUUGAAAACUGGAAGAGCACAAAUAGACACUAUAAAAGAACUCUAUGGGUGGAGAACGAUUAAAUGAAGGUGUGGCGGUGUGCCGUAUUCUGACCUUGAAUGAAUGCCCCCACCUCAAACCCCUCCCCCCAUUCAUGGUUUCCUAGCGUGUAAAGAUGGUGGAAUUAAGGCAAGUUCAGAAUACGGCGUGAAAAAAAACAACUAUAUAAAUACAAAUAUAUAUGAUUUUUUUUUUUUCUUUUUUUUACUAAGUCUGGCUUUCAACUUACUCUUGAAAGUUGUAAUAGUAGAAUGCACAAGGUGCAAUUUCAAAAUUGGGUAGUAAAGCAUCAGUUUAGCUCGUCAGUCAUUGCAUACCUUGAGAGCUAUUUAUAACUAUAACUAACAUCAAAUGUCCAGAUCAACUAGACCAUGUCAGCUCAAGUUUUUAGCUGGGGUUUUUUGUCUAAGAAAAAGCACGAGGUGCAGACCAAGGGCGAAUAAACUGUAAGCUAUAAAAAUUGAGUUUAUAUAUGAACUCCCAGUAACUUAGUGGGUAAAACACCAGGGUCACCCUGAAGAAGGCAGAGUGAUGCCGAAACGUUGGUGGUUUACCCAAUAAAUUACUGGGAGUUUAUAUAUAGUGUGCAAUUCUUUAUUUUUAUAGCUAGAUUUUUUAGCUCAUAGAUUUUGUUGUAAUGUUUGAGUCACUUAAAUCACAUGAAUAUACAUUAGGCAUGACAAAAUGUGUAGAAUUGCAGGAAAUAAACUUUAAACCUUACAUUUUA
Molecule: messenger RNA, 5221 nt
Organism: Salvelinus namaycush (lake trout)
Lineage: Eukaryota; Metazoa; Chordata; Actinopteri; Salmoniformes; Salmonidae
Product: melanoma receptor tyrosine-protein kinase-like
Exons: 27
Coding region: 125-3712 (1195 amino acids)
Biological process (GO): negative regulation of apoptotic process; multicellular organism development; positive regulation of kinase activity
Cellular component (GO): signaling receptor complex; basal plasma membrane
Molecular function (GO): ATP binding; epidermal growth factor binding; epidermal growth factor receptor activity
Source: RefSeq, a predicted model, not a curated record